Nerophis ophidion (straightnose pipefish) is the source of this 2587-nucleotide messenger RNA. Its product is annotated as putative protein MSS51 homolog, mitochondrial. NCBI's taxonomy places the organism in Eukaryota, Metazoa, Chordata, Actinopteri, Syngnathiformes, Syngnathidae. The record is from RefSeq and is a predicted model, not a curated record. The coding region runs from base 240 to 1532 and encodes 430 amino acids. The transcript has 7 exons.
CAGGCUGUCCCCACUCAUGUCCGCAUGGAGCCGGAGGGGUCGUGGCCUCCAGCUCCGGCUGAAUUUCGGGAGAUUUUCGGGAGAAAAUUUCUUCUGGGAGGUUUUCGGGAGAGGCGCUGAAUUUCGUGAGUCUCCCAUAAAAUCCGGGAGGGUUGGCAAGUAUGGUGUCAAAGCACUUCGAGUACCUUGAAGGUAGAAAAGUGCUAUACAGUCCUCAUCGGGAAGGAUAGAAUCCUACAAUGGCGUCACAGAUCCCAGCUCUCCCACAAUCCUUCACUCCCAGCAACGACAGCGUCUUCUCUGACCAGUCCGGCUUCUUCUCCCUGGACUCUAACGUCCCGGGUCUCUCCAAGGUGAUCCUCAACAAGCUCAACCUGUCCGACUAUGGACAGUACAGGGCCGCCCUGGACGGUCAGACCGAAGGAAUCGGCUUCCGCAACCACAGAGAGAUGUUCCAGAAGAUGGAAGAGACCUUCAAAUUCUGCACCGCCUGCAACAAACUUCCAGAACACCUGAGCGAGGGUCAGAAGCUGAAGCGUUGUGUCAAGUGUCUAAAUGUGUACUACUGCACCAAAGCCUGUCAGGUCAACAACUGGCCAGAGCAUAAAAAGGUGUGCAAGACGCUGCGUCUGGUGGCCAUUGACAGACUGGUGGAGUGGCUGAUGUUCACUGGAGAUCUUCCACUUCCUACCGACCAGUGGUCCAAGCCUGCAGCCGAGGUCAAGACCUGGCAGGACUGGCUCCCCCUGCAGGAGGAGCACCUCACCACCCGCCUGGACGCCGUCUUGUCGAGCAGCAACAUGGAGCUCCUCUGGAGAAACGCCAGCAGGCCCAGACCACAGGACCCUGACCUGCGUCAGUCCGUGUGGCGAAUCCAGAGCGAAUUCCUCUCCCGGGUCCUCACAGUGGCCGUCGCCGUGCGGCACUAUCAACUGGACCCUCACUCCAGACCCCUCACCAUCCACAUAGUGGGGGCCUCACAUAACGAGACCAUGGGAGCCCGACUGAGCGACUAUGACGAGCUGAGCCACAUGUUCCCGGGACACCAGGGCGUGGAAGUGGUCAUGGUGGGACCGGAGGUGGUGGACGGACCCAUCAUGAGGCCGCCGCUCACGGCCUUCGGGCCCAAGCAGAGGGUCUACAUCAGCGCCUAUAAGGGGCUCUACCAUCACUUCUGGGAGGCGCUGGUGGAGAAGGAGGAAGCAUCCAAACCAGACCUGGUGGUCGGCUUUCAUCCUGGUUUCCACGCCAACCAAGGUCUGGUGGAAGGUUGGCUCCCAACUCUUCUGCUGCUCAGAGACUACAACAUCCCAUCAUUCUUCACCAUGUACAGUGACAUGGAGCUGAAGUACUCUCUGCAGAUCCUGCUGGAGUUGGAGGUGCACAUUCGGGACAGCGGCGCCAAUCCGUUCACAUCUCAGAAGCCCGAACAGGUGCAAGCCUGCCCCAACAAAGCACCUGUGUACUGCAACUCUCACUACGUCGCUUUCCAGGGGCUGUUACCGCGAGAAGACUUUGAGGAGGCCAACUAAGAGAUUGUGUCACAAGGAGAAUGUAUCUUCAACUUGACUGAUUUUAUUGAAUUGUUUUUUUUGUAUUCUGACACCGGGGGCGCAUGUUAAGUUUUUAAAACUCAUGUUGUGAAGUUUGAGACAAUGCAUGUGAAUUUAAUGUCUACUAUCACCUCCAAAAUCAGGUCACAUGCUUACUAGCUGUUCAAGAACAGGAGAUAUAAAUACAAAACCCAACACCAGUGAAGUUGGCACGUUGUGUAAAUGAAAACAGAAUACAAUGAUUUGUAUACCCAAUUUCAACUUAUAUUCAAUUGAAUAGACUGUAAAGACAAGAUAUUUAAUGUUGGAACUGAAAAACUCUUUUUUUUGUGCAAAUAAUCAUUAACUUAGAAUUUUAAAAAGUUGGCACAGGGGCAUUUUUACCAUUGUGUUAACUUGGCUUUUCCUUUUAACAACACUCAGUAAACGUUUGGGAACUGAGGAGACCAAUUUUUUAAGCUUUACUGGUGGAAUUAUUUCCCAUUCUUGCUUGAUGUAUGUUCAACUGUCCAGGGUCUCCGUUGUCGUAUUUUAGGUUUAAUAUUGCGCCACACAUUUUCAAUGGGAGACAGGUCUGGACUACAGGCAGGCCAGUCUAGUACUCACACUCUUUUACUAUGAAGCCACACUGUUAUAAUACGUGGCUUGGCAUUGUCUUGCUAAAAUAAGCAGGGGCGUCCAUGAUAACUUUGCUUGGAUGGCAACAUAUGUUGCUCCAAAACCUGUAUGUACCUUUCAGCAUUAAUGGGGCUUUCAUAGAUGUGUAAGUUACCCAUGCCUCGGGCACUAAUACACCCUCAUAACAUCACAGAUGCUGGCUUUUGAACUAUGCGCCUAUAACAAUCUGGAUGGUUCUUUUCCUCUUUGUUCCGGAGGACACCACGUCCACAGUUUCCAAAAACAAUUUGAAAUGUGGACUCGUCAGACCACAGAACACUUUUCCACUUUGCAUCAGUCCAUCUUAGAUAAGUUUUAGCCCAACGAAGCCGGUAGCGUUUCUGGGUGUUGUUGAUAAAUAAAAAAAUGAGUUUUAA